UUUAUACAUUUGUUAAACUUAGAUUUGGUAAACGUUAUACAGCCAUUUAUUUCUAAAUUUCUUUCCGUGUGAAACCUUGUAGUGAACCCUGUACUUUAUGAUUCAGAUUAGCUAUAAAACUGGCCACAAACGAAAUUAUUAACAUGCGAAAAUAAUUAUGACGUCAUCUUUAAUUGCAUAAUUUAAUGUCAUUUUCAAAUAGUUGUCAUUUUUGCUCGAUAAGCAUGUAAACAUAUGCCAUAAUUAGGUUUCUGUUUUCAGUAAGUCUGUACACUGGGAAAAAUUACCUCACCACUUAAAAAAUAACAUUUCAGAAGUUUAUAAUAAGAAUCAAUCGAUAAUUUGAACCAAUAAGAAAGCAUGGAGAUGCAAGACGCGUUGGCACAGAAAAUCGAAGAGUUAUUCCACAUGUGCGAUGCUGGAAACAAAGGCUACGUCACUCGAGAUGAUUUAUAUCGUUUGAAAGAUGAGCUUGGUUUGAACGAUAGCGAAGUCGAGCACGCGUUUGAUCAAUUAGAUACAGAUAAGGAUAAUUUCUUAACACUGGAAGAAUUUAUGACGGGCUUUGGUUUAUUCCUUGGUAUAGAAAAACCUCAACAGAAUCCUGAGAAUUCCAGUGAGAUGAAGCCUGACUUUGCCUUUCAAGUUUUUAAUUUGAUCGAUAAGGAAGAUAAAGGCCAUAUUACUAAGGACGAUUUGAUAGAAGCUGCUGGUACGUUAGAGAUUGACGUCUCGCAGAUUGACUAUAUUUACAGAAGACUUCGAGGAACCUCCUCCAUUAUUCAUUAUGAAGAUUUUGUUAAUAACAUUGGUUAUAUUGUUGCUCUGUCUGAACCAUUACAACAAGUCAAAGAGCUGGAAGAUGAAAGGAAUAAAGUUUUGGAUGAACGAGGCAUAAUAGGACGAGCAUUCAAAAUGGACAUCUCUGGAUACGAUGACGACGAGGUCGAGAAACUUCUACAUGAACAGGCUACCAGACUAUUCAAACUAUGCGACUGCGGCAAUAAGAACUAUAUCACAAGAGAAGACCUCCUGACGUUAUCAAACGAAUUAGAAUUACACGAAGACUUAAUAAACGAAGCAUACGAUCGUUUGGACAUUAAUAACAAUGGGUUUUUAACACUGCGAGAAUUUGUUACUGGAUUUGGGCUUUUUCUUGGACUAGAACGUGAAGAACGUAUUGAUUCAACAAUCUUAGAUGAAGAAUAUGUUAAUGCACGAAAUUUGUUUGACUUGUGUGACACUGAUAAGAAAGAAUAUGUAACAAAACUUGACUUGAGUCGGUUAAAUGACAAAUUAGGCUUGACAAGUCAACAAAUAGAGAAUAUAUUUACGAAUUUAGAUAAAGAUGGAAAUGGAUUUAUAACAUUUGAUGAAUUUUUACAAGGUUUCAGCAGUUCUGUGAUAAACAGUAAUACAAUUUUCCAUCAAGACUCCGGUAUAAGUAAUAACGAUGAUGAGGAGGAGGAGGAGGACAAUGGAUUCGAUGAGAAAUACUUUAUUGAUAGUCAUUCAAAAUCGAGCAAAAAUAUUUUAGAAAAGUCAGAAAGUGUGUCCAGUAACAGGUCCGAACGUAUGUUUGUCACGCGACAGAUGAGUAUACGGUAUGAGUCUGGAGUUAAUGGUAUUGAUGAUAUGUUGGACAAAGUUGAAGAUGAAAUCAGAGGAGCUAUUCCAAAAGACCAACUGCAAGAAUUGUGGGAUUCAGUGUCGAGUACUGGUGAUCAUACGACAACAAAAAUUUUUGAAGACUUUGUUAAAAAAGUUUACAAUGAAAUAAAGACUGCAAGACAGGAAGCCAAACAUCUGGAGAAUGUACUUGAGAGUAAGACCAUCACUCACAAUGCAGAAAUUAAACAGAUUUGUGAGGAUAUGGAAGCACAAAUGAUGAACGAAAAAGCGAAGCAAAAGGAAAUGGAAUCUCAAAAAGAAAUUUAUCUGCGGGAAGAUUUACGACAAGAGUUGCAGGAAAAAGAAAAACAUUUAGAAAAAUUUAUGCAAAGACAGAGCGCGCUUGAGUCACGCCUAAAAGAAGUUGUCGAAGAGGAACAGAGAUUAAAAGCUCAAAAUUCAAAUCUUUUGAAGGAAAAUGUACUGUUAGAGGACAAGUUAAACAGCUCUAUGUCGAAUUUAGAAUAUCUAAAAUCCAAUUUACAUCAUCUAGAAGAACAAACGAAACAAGAGAAGAAAGAAACACUGAAAGCUGCGUUUCAAGCUACUCAAGGUAUUCAAUAUGAACAUGAGAAUUUGAUAAAACAACUUGACAUGCUGAGAUCGGUGAACCAAAAGUUGCGAGAUGACAGAGAUACUAUAGAAGCUUCAUUAAAAUCUAAAGUUGUUCGUCUACCGAGCUUAAAAGAUGAAAUGGUUAAAGAAAAACAGAAGUUAUCUCGAACAGGAUCCAAUUUAGAUCACUAUUUUCCACUGAGGACAUCAACUUCUACACCAACCCAUAGUCCGUUAAAAAAACAAGGAUCCAUCUUAUCCAAUUACUUUGCACCAAUCGGUGAUCAUGUGCACUCGCCUAUACAAGAUAUGGACUCGCCCAACUUCAACGCACAUAGAGAGGGAACUCUGAAUGCGAUUGGAGAAAAUGAAGAAGACGUACAAUCACACGACCAGGAAUAUUUUAAUCGGACAUCAACGAACUACGAGACUGAAGAUAUUGAAGUAUUUGAGCAAGCUUCUCCUUCCAAAAUCCUAGAAACCACGACGAACUCUGCACACACGACUAUCGCUACUGAUCGAUCGGAGUUGUUGACAUCUGAAGUAUCUGACGUCUUGACUCCGUCGUCGCCAAGGCGACCACCGAUUGGCAUGAACAGGGAAGAUUCCAUCGCGUCUUCAGCACCCUCGUUAGACCUUCUGAAUGAUACUCCAAGUCGUGUUUAUAAGAUCGUAUUUGUCGGCGACAGUGGAGUCGGCAAGAGCAGUUUCAUCCAUCGGUUUUGUUUCGAUGACUUCAGAAUCAAUUUUACCGCCACUAUAGGCGUCGACUUUCAAGUGAAGACUAUCAAACUAAAUCGACAGGUUGUCGCUCUUCAAUUGUGGGAUACUGCGGGACAAGAAAGGUUUCGUAGUAUCACGAAGCAAUACUUCCGACGGGCUGACGGCGUCGUUGUGAUGUUCGAUCUUUCGUCGUGGUCAUCUUACACGAACGUAAAAGGAUGGAUGUUAAAUAUCGAGGAAGGAGCUGAACCUGAUUGCGUUGUCAUGCUGUUGGGCAAUAAAAAGGAUUUAGUAGAGAAGGAUGAAAGUCUUCGAAAAGUAAAAUCUAACACAGCAGAAAAAUUAGCUGCGGAUUAUAAUGCUUCGUACGCAGAAGUCAGCGCCUGUUCUGGAGUCGGUGUGCUGGAAGCGAUGCAAAAAAUGGCUAAGAAAAUGGAACAAAGUGAAGAUACCCUGUUGAAACACAGUGUGCUCAAUUUGAAUUUUGAUAGAGAAGAAAAGAAAAAGAAAAAGUGCUGUUAAUAAUAUUUAUUUUAAUUAUUUAACUCUCUUAUUUUUUCCAUAAUCUUUGCUUUAUGCCCUUGACAAUUUUUAGAGAAUUUUACUAAAUUUUUAACAUGGUAUUGCUUUUUUCGUCUUUCCUUUGCAUUUUCAAUAAAUAUGACAGAACCUUUCAAUAUUAUUGCGAGGCCAAAGACAGUCGAAACUGAUUUUCAACAAGUUCUUACACUAGAUGUAAUAUGGUAAUAUACCGUCACGAAUUCUCGUGAUUAAAAUUUCAUUUAAGAUUUAAGAUUGUGGGCGAGAUGAUGAAAUAAGGAUUUUGAAUGAGUUCUACUACUUUUAGUAGUGUAUUUUCGAAUCUUCGUGACGAAAAACCACUUUUUUUUUUGCACCUCGAUCAAAGACAAUUUUCUCCUGAUACUUGUUGUAGCAGAGCUUGUGUUAGUUUUUAUAAUAUGGCAAAGCGUUGCAUUUUAAAGGGUUUCAAAAUAGUUUCACGGUUUUAUGGUCGCGAUGUAUUCUUUUAAUAGAGUGUAAAUAUUGUAAUUUUGAUAAGGGUUUCAAAAACAUACCGUGUAAAUUUAGGGUGGAAUUUUUUGUAAAUAAUAUGCAAUGUACAACAUCA
Hydractinia symbiolongicarpus is the source of this 4078-nucleotide messenger RNA. RefSeq names its product EF-hand calcium-binding domain-containing protein 4B-like. The transcript has 21 exons. The coding region runs from base 361 to 3471 and encodes 1036 amino acids. Gene Ontology annotation, molecular function: GTPase activity; GTP binding; calcium ion binding. The record is from RefSeq and is a predicted model, not a curated record. Lineage: Eukaryota; Metazoa; Cnidaria; Hydrozoa; Anthoathecata; Hydractiniidae.